AUGCCUCGAAAGUGGAUCGACAAAAAGUCAGCACAGCACUUUACGCUGGUGCACCGACCGCAGAAUGACCCCCUCAUCCACGACGAAAAUGCGCCUUCAAUGGUGCUUAACCCUACCCAGACCAAGAAGGGAUCUUCCAAGUCAAAGGACUUAGACGACCUCGCCUCCGAGCUCGGUUACGAAGCCGAGGGUGUCCGCGCGAACGAGGGUGAGGCAGCCAGCUAUGGCGUCUACUACGACGACACCGAAUACGAUUACAUGCAACAUCUGCGCGAUCUCAACACUGGUGGCGGAGAGGUUGUGUUCGUUGAGUCUUCAGCCUCCGCAAACAAGGGCAAGGGAAAGCAAAAGCAGUCGCUCGAGGAUGCGUUGAAGAAGAUGGAUAUCGAGCAAAGUGCAGAAGAUAUUCUCGACGAAGAUAUGUUGCCGUCCAAGAACCUUACAAGGGCCACAUAUGAGGCCCAGCAAGACAUUCCUGAUUCCCUCAAGGGAUUCCAGCCCGAUAUGGACCCUCGUCUCCGAGAAGUUCUCGAGGCUCUGGAAGAUGACGCAUUCGUGGAUGAAGACGAUGACAUCUUCAAGGAGCUGGCCAAGGAUGGCCGAGAGCUGGAAGACUACGAAUUUGAUGAGGCAGGAUUUGACGAAGACGAUGGCUGGGAGUCGGAUGCCACAGCAAAGCCUACUAAGGAGUUCAAGGACGACGAUGUGCCCCAGCUUGUGAAGCAGAUGGAGCAGCCCGAAGAGGGCCCCUCUCAAGACUGGCUCGAGGAUUUCAAGCAGUUCAAGAAGGAGCAGAAGGUCACCAAAGCACCAGUUGCACCAUCACAGUCCGAGAUGCAGUCGAUGUGGACAACUACCACCAACGGUGGCCGCCGCAAGAAGAGAAAGGGUGCCCUUACCGACAACUCAAGUUACUCCAUGACAUCCUCUUCGUUAGUGCGAACUGAGCAGAUGACUCUCUUGGACGCAAGAUUCGACAAGAUUGAGGAGGCAUACAAUGAGGACAUGGAUGAUGACAUGCAGUCAGUUUCUGCUGUGUCUACCAUGUCAACCGUUCAGGGGCCCCUCCGCAGUGACUUUGACGGCAUUAUGGAUGAUUUCCUUGGAAACUUUACCAAGCCUGGAAAGAGAACGAACAAGAAGAACAAGGCUCAAACAGGCCUUGAGCAGCUGGAUGAGAUCCGACAGGGAUUGGGACCUGCUCGAAUUCGAGGUCGCGUAAGGUAA
This is a messenger RNA of Fusarium pseudograminearum CS3096, 1227 nucleotides long. RefSeq lists its product as uncharacterized. NCBI's taxonomy places the organism in Eukaryota, Fungi, Ascomycota, Sordariomycetes, Hypocreales, Nectriaceae. The record is from RefSeq and is a predicted model, not a curated record. The coding region runs from base 1 to 1227 and encodes 408 amino acids. Gene Ontology annotation, cellular component: cytosol; preribosome, small subunit precursor; nucleus. Gene Ontology annotation, biological process: ribosomal small subunit export from nucleus; ribosomal small subunit biogenesis. The transcript has 2 exons.